Bombus terrestris (buff-tailed bumblebee) is the source of this 1403-nucleotide messenger RNA. RefSeq names its product estradiol 17-beta-dehydrogenase 11. Bases 160 to 1143 code for a protein of 327 amino acids. The record is from RefSeq and is a predicted model, not a curated record. Gene Ontology annotation, cellular component: lipid droplet. Gene Ontology annotation, molecular function: oxidoreductase activity, acting on the CH-OH group of donors, NAD or NADP as acceptor. The transcript has 8 exons. NCBI's taxonomy places the organism in Eukaryota, Metazoa, Arthropoda, Insecta, Hymenoptera, Apidae.
CGCGGGUCUUGCAAUUUAGUCAGUGAACACCAGUCGAUCAAUUGACACAGAGGUGGAUAGAUAAAGUAAAAUACAAUUUUUCGAACCCACGUAUCUUCGCACUGUUUCUCGCAUCUAAGAAAGACAACAAUCUCAGAAAGUGUGUUCAAAAGAAUAUAAAUGCAGCUACCGGAAUGGGCCAUCGUAAUAUACGAUCUUCUACUUUUCACGGGAAUGGCGAUUAUCUACAUAAGCGAAGCUAUUAUUUUGACGUUUAUCCCACGACGUUAUCGCGUAAAGUCUGUGAAAGGUGAGAUCGCCCUAAUAACGGGAGGUGCGGGAGGAAUUGGACGAUUGAUUGCAAUUAAACUGGCAAAUCUUGGAGCACACGUUGUUAUCUGGGAUAUUAAUAAAACUGGGCUUAAGGAUACAGUCCAAGAGAUUAGACGCAGUGGAGGAAAAUGUUGGGGUUACUAUUGCGAUAUCACCAGUAGGGAAGAAGUUUACAGAAUGGCAAAGAUUGUGCAGAUCGAAGUUGGCUCAGUAACAUUAUUGAUAAAUAAUGCAGGUUACGUAUAUGGAAAAACGCUUUGGGAAUUACCAGAUGAUGAGAUUAUACGUACUUACAAAGUGAACAUUCUAUCCCACUAUUGGAUUACCAAAGCAUUCAUGAAGGAUAUGAUGAAAAACAAUCACGGUCAUAUUGUAACUGUAGCAAGCGUGGCAGGACUUUUAGGGACCUAUAAUUGUACUGAUUAUUCGGCGACUAAAUUUGCGGCUAUCGGUUACCACGAGAGUCUCUUCACUGAACUUAAAACUCACGAGUACGACGGAAUUCACACCACUUUAGUUUGCCCCUAUUUUAUAAAUACGGGUAUGUUUCACGGGGUAAAGCCAAGACUGAUGCCAAUGUUAGAACCUGAGUAUGUUGCGCAAGAAGUUGUAUCUGGAAUAUUAUUAAAUCAAGUAAUCGUUGUAUUACCUGGAUCAGUUAGAUACCUCCUGCCAUUGAAAUGCUUAUUGCCAGCAAAAUUAUGCUGGGCAUUAAUGUAUCAUAUCAUACAAGGACCACAGUCUAUGAUGAUGUUCCAAGGAAGGGGGGAAAUACAAGCAUUGAAGAAUAACAAUAACGUUGCAAUAAUGCCCGAAGAAACUGUACAUUAAUAUAUAGAAAUUCGGCCAAAUUUGUAUUAAGUAGAGAUUAGCAUGACAUGAAUUUCAUUCAUUAAUACCAAGUCUGAUUAUUUAUUUGUAAAUUAUUUUCGGUGACUUUCUUUAGUUUUUAAAUAUCACGUACAUUUAUAAUAUAAUGUAAAACAAGUUCACAAUAAAUCGUAAAAAUAAUGUAACCCCUGACCAAGUUCCCAUAUAGAUAUACCUGUACCCAACUCUGCUGCAAGAUCCAGUCGAUGUAAAAUAGAAUA